Messenger RNA from Darwinula stevensoni, 1380 nucleotides. The record is from the annotation of a GenBank genome assembly. NCBI's taxonomy places the organism in Eukaryota, Metazoa, Arthropoda, Ostracoda, Podocopida, Darwinulidae.
AUGGGUAGGAGUGUUCGUACAGCAGAAACUUUCACCUAUUCAGCCUCUGUGGUUGAUCCAACCAUUUGCAAGGAGAAGGUAACUGGGGAGUAUCAAUUCCCACGGAAUUCCCUUUGUGUCACCUUCUCCUCCAGCUGGUGUGGAGAAUCUGGUGCCCCUCUCAUCUGCAUUGACGCCAUCUAUGGUUACUAUAAAUCACUGAUGCGAAUGGAUGUGGACAACUUGUUGGCAUCGAAGAUGGAAUCUUCAGGAUCGUCUCCUGCCCAAUGGAGGGAAUGCGGGAAAAUAGCGACACAGACAUCGCUCUCAGCAGGUGGAAAUCCCGCUCUCAUAGGAGAGUGGCCGUGGCAGGCAGCUAUUUACGACACGGAGAAGAAGGAUAUCAUAUGCGGAGGAGCUCUUAUUCAUAGGAAAUGGGUGAUCACUGCUGCCCAUUGCGUCACCUUUGAGGGAUCACCUAAAGUCCGAAGUUGGGAUUCCUUUCUGGUUUAUCUUGGGAAACACUAUAGAGUUAACUCUCAAGAUGAUGAGUUCGUGCAAAAAAAGAAAAUAUAUCGAAUCAUUACCCAUGAAGAUUUCUCCAUGCUGAAUUUCGACUCCGAUAUCGCACUCUUGAAACUGACGGAACCUGCCACGUUAUCCCGAAGAGUGCAGCUGCUUUGCUUCCCUGCAAGUCCAGAUGUCUUUGAGAGAAACCCCUCGAACAGAUUACAAGGAUGGGUGGCUAGCUGGGGUGCCGAUAGUUCGAAUACGCUCCCGAAUGUCUUGAUGAAAGUGGAACUUCCUUUAAUAACCAACUCUCAAUGUCGCCGGGACACAGCUCACUUCACUGGGGACCCCACUGUCGCAAAUUCCCUGACUUCAAAUGUGUUUUGUGCCGGACAUGAUAGGGAUACACCACUCCAAGAAUACCAAAGUGUCUGUCCUGGGGAUUCGGGGAGUCCCCUGGUUCUGCUAUCUGGUACCUCGGAAGACAGUCGCUGGACCAUCGAAGGGAUCGUGAGUCACUUCUUCAGCAAAGAAGAGUGUUCCAUGAGGCGUCCUGGCCAAUACGGCAUCUUCACCAAAGUGAAUCGGUUCGUUCAAUGGAUAAAGGAUAAGCUUGACAACACCAAAUGAGGUCUUUCAACUAUUUGGACUCAUACGUGAUCAUACUCAUCCACGUGCCUGACAGCUUAUCUUCCAAAACAAUUUCGGAACGCGAUGGGCAUUAUUGUUGUAUGACAGACGUUCAACCGCUAAUGGGGGCACGGAGCAAAAUAUAAAGUGGAGACAAUAGUGCAAGGACAACGAAAACCCCCCAUAUAAAAACGUUGGUGGACAAUUGACCAAUGCUUGUGAUUUAUGACGUGUGUUUAAUAUUUUUUUAAACUAAGAAGC